Molecule: messenger RNA, 1333 nt
Organism: Mugil cephalus (flathead mullet)
Lineage: Eukaryota; Metazoa; Chordata; Actinopteri; Mugiliformes; Mugilidae
Gene: tmem101
Product: transmembrane protein 101
Exons: 4
Coding region: 57-824 (255 amino acids)
Biological process (GO): positive regulation of canonical NF-kappaB signal transduction
Source: RefSeq, a predicted model, not a curated record
GGAAGUCAGUUGGCGAACGUGCGCGUCGUUGGCGGACAGAUUGAGCAGCAGCGACCAUGGCAGGUCCCAGCAGGAAACAGAUGUUGAGGUUUCUCAGCCAAUUCGGGGGGUUUAUUCUAACCCGGUUUGGAUUUUGGAACUGCUUCUGUAUGUUAAUGCUGUUUGCUGAACGAGCGGACUCAAAAAGGAAACCGGACAUCCAUAUACCGUACCUGUAUGUGGACAUGGGGGCUGCAGUGCUCUGCGCCAGCUUCAUGUCUUUCGGAGUGAAGAGGAGGUGGUUUGCAUUGGCUUCUGCCAUACAGCUGGCCAUCAGUACUUAUGCCUCGUACGUCGGAGAACAGGUCUAUUAUGGGGACUGGCUGAAGGUGCGAAUGUAUUCCAGGGCGCUGGCCAUUAUUGGAGGCUUUCUGGUUCUGGCCAGCGGGGCGGGGGAGAGGUACAGGCAGAAACCUCGCAGCAGGUCUCUGCAGUCCACCGGACAGGUUUUCCUGGGAGUCUAUCUCAUCUGCAUGGUGUACUCCCUGCAGCACAGCAAAGAGGACAGGCUGCCGUAUCUGGACCACAUCGCAGGGGGAGAGAUCACUCUGAUGCUGCUGGAGGUUCUGUUCGGCGUCCUCGCCCUGGCCUUCCUCUCCGGCUGCUACAUCCGCCUGGCCGCUCAGAUCCUGGCCACCGUCCUCCCUCUGGUGCUCCUGCUAAUUGACGGCAACAUCGGCUACUGGCACCACACUCGCAAGGUGGAGUUCUGGAACCAGAUGAAGCUGAUAGGCCAUAACGUGGGCAUCUUCGGCGCCGUGCUCAUCCUGGCCACUGACGGCUGAACCCUCUCGGGCAGCUUUUUACGGACCAACGUGUCCACACGGGAUGAGAUUGUUUGCCGUUUCGUCCCAGUCCGUCUUAGUGCUCUUAAGCUGCCGUCGCCCAGCGACACCUCAGGAUUCGAGCUCUCCAAGGCAAGACGGUUGGAUGUAAGCUGCGUCGAUUUUCCUCGCUUAAGGGUUGGUAAUUUUGCUUUUGCAAGAUAAAGAAACACGCAAGCUUCCUCCUGUUUGCAGUUUUAAUAAUUUAUUGGGAUCCGUGUUUACAUGUUUUGUUUGUUAUGCUCUGAAUCAUGACACUGAGAAUUGGUGACAUCAAUUCACUUGUAACAUUUUCUCCAGAAGUCUUAAAUGUUUUUUUAUGGUGUACAAUUCAAAUAUUUUACGGAUAAAUAACUUAAGGGAAACCUCUGUUGGAAAUGGGAGGGCUAUUAUGGCCAUUUGGCAAUAAACACUGUCUGAUGCGUUGCUUUUACAUUGUGCAUUCAAUUUAAUAAACACUAUUUUGUAAA